AUGCCAAGGGGCGUGGCCAAGAAGGAGGACCUCCACGAGCCCAGCGGGGAGGUGCAAUACAAAGAUGCCGUGGCCAACUUCAUGCUGGACGUGGGAUUCACGCGGAACAUCACCAUCACCAUCCAAUGUGCAGACCCCACCCAGGCCAGCAUCGGCACCUACACGCUGAAGAUAAUGCGAGGGAAUUGCCCGGCCGAGAAGCCGUUCUUCGAACCGCAGACGAGGAGGUGUGUCAACUUCUGUCCCGAAGGCUUCUACCGCAACGAGCUGAGCCGGCGAUGUUCCCGCUGCAACACGAACUGCAAGGUGUGCACCGGCCUCCUGAGCUGCAAGAUGUGCCUCCCUGAUGAUGCGGAAUUCGCUUACGUGAUGCAACCCGACGGGAAGUGCGAAGGUCAGGUGAACCACAUCUAUGCAAGGUAUCGCUGGUGGUGCCUAGGUCUGGGUAUCCUCUUGGCUUUCCUUGUUUGCAUUGGCUGCGCGGGCAUUUGCACUUUCUGCUGUUCCCGCGCAGGCAAGCCGGCAGAGAAGAAAGACAGGCGCAGAUACUUCCAGGAAGAUCUCGAGGAGGACAAGCAGCUCAUACAAUAUCCGCCGGGCAGGCGUCUGGGAAGAUAUUGA
This is a messenger RNA of Symbiodinium natans, 621 nucleotides long. Lineage: Eukaryota; Dinophyceae; Suessiales; Symbiodiniaceae. The record is from the annotation of a GenBank genome assembly.